Messenger RNA from Elaeis guineensis (African oil palm), 1967 nucleotides. Its product is annotated as protein DOUBLE-STRAND BREAK FORMATION. Lineage: Eukaryota; Viridiplantae; Streptophyta; Magnoliopsida; Arecales; Arecaceae. The record is from RefSeq and is a predicted model, not a curated record. Gene Ontology annotation, biological process: meiotic DNA double-strand break formation.
CAAACCGCCAUUGCGCUUUCCCUGUUCGAAUGGCUGAAGCGAUCUCCGAGAGCAUUUCGUUCUUCCGCUCCCAGCUCGAGAACCGAAGAUUCGGCGACGCAACUCUCCGAAUCCUGGAAUCAGUUCUAGUCUCCAAAGAUGUCCUAUCGCUUCUGGAGACCAGAUCGGCCUUGCGAUAUCUCUUGCGAUCCGAGGCCAUCUCAGUGGUGCGAGAAAUCUCGCAGAAGACGGCCGACGAGAAGCUCUGUGCCGUUGAAUUCUUUGUCCGGGCGUUUGCCCUUGUUGGGGAUGUGGAAAGUUGCUUGGCUUUGAAAUAUGAGGCCUUGGUUCUACGGGAGACUAAAUAUCUUAAAGGUCAUGGCCUUCAAGUAUUGCAUGAGGAGUGGCUAACUUUUGCCAAAGACUCACUUGAUAAUGGAUUUUAUGCCAUUGCUGUCAAGGGUUUUGAAAGUGCACUUAUGUGCAUUCAGUCUAACAAUAACAUUGAUCCAGUAACUGUCACCAUGGAGGAACACGCUGUAAACAAGAUCAAAAAACUGAGAGACAUGGCCACGGCAUUAGUUGCUUCACAUUCUGAUAAAAGUCCUGCACAGCAUGAUGCAGCUUUUACAUGUUUGAGGUCACUCCAGUACUCCCCACGCAAGGACCAGGCGUCCGCUUUCUUACCUAGUCGAAACGAGUAGCAACAAGAUGUAUCAGGAAGGUGGAUCAAUAUUGACUAACCUAUUAAGCUUUGGUCAUUGCGGCUCAAUAAAACAAGAUAAAAUUGCAGCAGUUUUGGGACAGACGUCUCAUCUCAAUUGUGGAGCGAGUUCCUUAUUAGGAAUGAACAGCAAGAAUCCAUAUAUUCUCAUUCUCAACAAUUGGGAUGAGACCCGUUGGAUAUAGCAUCUAGUUCAUAAAGACCUGAUGGCUUGUGAUGCCGACGCUAUGAUGGCAAUACUGAACUUUGAUGUUGUAAGAAACGCCAUGACCUUGAACAUUGGGAAAUUUCUCAUUCACCAUCUGACCUUAGAAACUGAUAGACUGGAGUUAUUUAUUGAUGAUUCCUCUCCAUACACCAUGUUCACUUCCAAUCAUUCAACUAAAUAUUGGAUCUACCGCCAUUCUUGAGCAGACUGUUGCCCCCAAUCACAUUUGUUGUGUUAUAGCCCGUUACAUUAUGAGGAUUUACUUGUGUUCACACAUGAGCAGAAUUACAUUGGAUGUUGAAUGAUUUGAGAAUUGAUUCUCCCUUUUUUUUUUUAGCUUGGUACAAUCUUCUUGCUAUGACCGAAUAAAGACGUAACUAAGCUCACAUUCUUGAUAACUUUGCGUGCAACACCAUUUAAAAGUAUAAUAUUUAUUUCCAAAUUUUGAGGACACAGUAUCCUACCAUCAUAGUUAUACAGUGUUGGCCUACAUGAAUCCGAUACUUGGGGCAUGCAUUUGGACGUAAUGCUUUUGCUUCUCUUAUGGCUCUUUGUGCGCAAUGAAAGUUUUCGACUGCUUUAAUUCAAACAAUUUGAGCCACAGAAUGACUGACUGAGUUCUGUUUCAUCUCCAAGAAAACUUUUUGCUGCAAAUAUUGCUUGGUAAUGCUUUUAGUGUUUUGGGACUGAUCAGUUCAGACAGAGUCUGCUACAUACUUGAAAAGAAAAGCCAUCCAUGAAGACCUCAUAGGCAGUUCGUGCUCAGCCACCACAACCUAUGUUGCAAGUUCAAUGUUCCGACAAGGGAUCAAGAGGAGGAACAUGCAAAAACUUUACCGGAGUCAAGUCCUUUGAGAUUCACUUGACUUUUGCCAACAUAGAAAAAGUGGCAACAUUUUACCGCAUUGGACGUCCUAAAGCUUUGCUAGGGCGGAUGCUCAUGGCCAUAUUUUUUUCAUUCCAUUAGUCCAGCCCAGUUUUUGUUUUCUUGUCAUUUUUUCCCUCAUUGUUGUACGAGAAUCCAGACUCCCCUUCUUCCACCCAAGAAAAAAAAAA